AAUACGGGCGUCGGCCGCGCCGGCGUCGGCGGUCGAGUGCGAGGCAGGGAGCGUGAGCUGUGCGGAGUGCGAGCGAGCGUAGCCUGCGAGCGAGCAGAGAAAGAGGGCGAGCGAGCGAGCGGCGAGGCGCCUGCGCGAUGCUCGGGCCCCUAAGCCCGCGGCUCUGAGCCAGCCGGGACGGACAUGCGCGGGAGGGCGCCGCGGGGCCCCGCUCCCCUGGGGGAAUGAAAACUACUGGUUGACUUAAAAACACCUGGGCUUUACAGAUUUGAAGGCAUUCCAGAGUGGGGCACAAUGUCAACAGCAGGAGUUGCUGCUCAGGAUGUUCGAGUCCCAUUAAAAACUGGAUUUCUCCAUAAUGGCCAAGCCUUGGGGAAUAUGAAGACCUGCUGGGGCGGUCGUAGUGAGUUUGAAAAUAACUUUUUAAAUAUUGAUCCAAUAACCAUGGCCUACAGUCUGAACCCCCCUGCUCAGGAGCACCUAACAGCUGUUGGAUGUGCUUCUCGGUCUGCUCCAGGGAGCGGCCACUUCUUUGCAGAAUGUGGUCCAUCUCCAAAGUCAAGCUUGCCCCCUCUUGUUAUCUCACCAAGUGAAAGCUCCGGACAGCAUGAGGAGGAUCAAGUUAUGUCUGGUUUUAGGAAACUCUCAGUGAAUGGGGCCUACUCUUCCACACCUCCACUCACACCCAUUAAAGGCUGCCCUUCCCCUUUCCCCUGUGCAGCUCCGUGUGAUCGAGGUUCUCGGCCGCUCCCACCACUGCCCAUCUCUGAAGACCUGUCUUUGGACGCGGCCGACUGUGAGGUGGAGUUUCUAACCAGCUCAGACACAGACUUCCUUCUGGAAGACUGUGAGCCUUCAGAUUUCAAAUACGACGUUCCUGGCAGGCGGAGCUUCCGUGGGUGUGGACAGAUCAACUAUGCUUAUUUUGACAGCCCGACUGUUUCUGUGGCAGAUCUUAGCUGUGCAUCUGACCAGAACAGAGUUGUUCCAGAUCCAAACCCUCCCCCAACUCAAAGCCAUCGCAGAUUAAGGAGGUCUCACUCAAGACCAGCUGGGUCAUUUAACAAGCCAGCCAUCCGGGUAUCAGCUUCUCCCAGCCCAGAUGAAGACAAGCCUGAGAUCCCUCCCAGGAUUCCCAUACCUCCUAGGCCAGCAAAGCCAGACUACAGAUGGUGAUCAGCAGAAGUGACCUCCAACACCUACAGUGAUGAAGAUAGGUCUCCCAAAGUCCCCCUGAGAGAACCCUUAUCUCGGAGUAACUCCCGUACCCCAAGUCCUAAAAACCUUCUGUCUUACCUCAAUGGGGUCAUGCCCCCAACGCAGAGCUUUGCUCCUGACCCCAAGUAUGUCAGCAGCAAAGCUCUGCAGAGACAGAGCAGCGAAGGGUCUGCCAACAAGGUUCCUUGCAUCCUGCCCAUUAUUGAAAAUGGGAAGAAGGUUAGCUCAACGCAUUAUUACUUACUACCUGAGAGACCACCGUACCUGGACAAAUAUGAAAAGUAUUUUAGGGAAGCAGAAGAAGCAAACCCAAGCACCCAGAUUCAGCCAUUACCUGCUGCCUGUGGUAUGGCCUCUGCCACAGAAAAGCUGGCCUCCAGAGUGAAAAUGGAUGUGGGUAACCACGGGAAGCGCAAACACUUAUCCUACGUGGUUUCUCCGUAAAUACGGGGGUCAUGGUUCAACAGAAGUUACAAGGAACAGAUGGCUCCCAGUUUCCAGUUUGAGGUUCGUAGAACAAUAUCAAGUGGCAGAAAUGAAGUUGGUGGACUCUGCCUUAAUGAGAAAGGCUUUGAGCAGUUAUGAGGUGCUGCUAUGCUGGGAGCCCCUGAUCUAUCAGCAUAGGAGAAAAAGUCUAUGAUUUAAAG
Mastomys coucha (southern multimammate mouse) is the source of this 1865-nucleotide messenger RNA. It is a transcript of the gene Errfi1, whose product is annotated as ERBB receptor feedback inhibitor 1. Gene Ontology annotation, biological process: regulation of keratinocyte differentiation; negative regulation of epidermal growth factor receptor signaling pathway. Gene Ontology annotation, cellular component: extrinsic component of cytoplasmic side of plasma membrane. The record is from RefSeq and is a predicted model, not a curated record. NCBI's taxonomy places the organism in Eukaryota, Metazoa, Chordata, Mammalia, Rodentia, Muridae.